AUGCCACCUGACAGAGGGCGCGCGUCGAGAGCCUGCGCUUCAUGCAGAAAGCAGAAGACCAGAUGCUACGAGUCUGGCCAGCCUCGGGCGCCAUGUCUGCGAUGUGAAAGGCUCAGUCAAAGAUGCUCAUUUGCUCAGGAUCUGGUUGAGGAACGAUCUACAUCGACGGAGACAAGCACUGACGCUCGGCUGGAGCGACUCGAAAAGGUGGUGACUCGUCUCCUCGAUCGACUUGGAGAGGACACUUCCCAGCUAGCGUGUUCUGCUCCAAGGUCUAACCCCCGCUACCAGCCAGCGACGGCAAGCCCCGUAAACACGAUACACAAGGGUGACUCCGCGGGACCCGUGAUAGUGAUUCGUGAUCUAGCAGCCGAUACAGGGAUUGGACUGCCGACUACUUCACAGACAGCGCCAUUGAACGAUCUUGUGCCGCCGGAGAUAGCUCUGGACUUGAUUACAAUCUUCCUUGAACAUUACGGCCGGUGGGUUCUGUUUGACCCAGAUGAGGACCCUAAUUUCCUCCUUCAACGAGUGAGCAAGUCACCCUUGCUCUUAUGCGCCUGCUGCUUGAUCGCCGUUCGCCAUACCUCGCAGGAUAUUGCUGCGAGUCUCGCUCAGAAGCUCUACGAGAAUGCGCGUUCACUCGUUCAGAUCGCCCUUUUGGUAUCGCCGCAAACUAUCGAAUUCUUUCAAGCCGUCCUUAUUCUCUGCAUGUGGUCCACCACAGUAGGACAGGUGCCCCUCAGCAUUGACAGUUGGCUGUUGAGCGGAUUCGCGCUCCAGCAUUGCCAGUCAAGUUCACUCUUCUCCGAUGUCAUCAACACGUCAGCCACGCCAGAAUUUGAUAAGUCCACAUCCGAGCGCUGGUUUCUGUGGAACCAUAUCUGCCUCGUGCAUCUCCACUACUGUGUCGGGACCAGCCGAAGAUCGAUGCUCCAGGACUGGCAUAUAGCACGAUGCCGGUCCAUCAUUACCUCUGACCGCGCCACAAAUUACGAGCUGAGAAUGGUCGCCGAGGUUCAUCUGUACGACAGGGUCUAUAAGCUUUUGGCGGAACCCAUGGACCUUCCGCAAUCACUAGCGAGCCUCCAGGCCUGGCAGAACGAAUGGCAAUUUGUGCUAGCUAAUUGGUACAGAACAACCAAGGGCCCAGUUUCUGAUGAUGGGGUUACAAUUCUCACGUCUACUGCUUUACGAUCGAUGUCUCAAGUCGAAGUCUGCCCGGGCGCAAGAAUCAAUCGUUGGAGACAUGGUCGCAAAUGCCACAGCCAUCAUACGACUAGCCAUGGACACAGUGGAUGA
Molecule: messenger RNA, 1302 nt
Organism: Aspergillus mulundensis
Lineage: Eukaryota; Fungi; Ascomycota; Eurotiomycetes; Eurotiales; Aspergillaceae
Product: Zn(II)2Cys6 transcription factor
Exons: 4
Coding region: 1-1302 (433 amino acids)
Biological process (GO): regulation of DNA-templated transcription
Cellular component (GO): nucleus
Molecular function (GO): transcription cis-regulatory region binding; zinc ion binding; DNA-binding transcription factor activity, RNA polymerase II-specific
Source: RefSeq, a predicted model, not a curated record